GUACUUGUUUGUUAGGGGAUACAUUUGCCCUGAACACUUCCCAGCCAACAAGCAGGCUGAUGCAAGUGGAAUGAGUUGAUUUUACCGGCGUCAUAGAAUCUGAAAGGUCCUGACCAAGUUGAAGAUGACAGACUGUCUGGGAGACGGGGCUGGGGAUAUGACCCCAAUGGACCUAUAUGAGAAACUAACAUCACAAGGAGACACGGUCCGAACUCUGAAAACUGAAAAGGCUGCAAAAGCUGAUAUUGACGCUGCUGUACAGUUGCUGCUGAAGCUAAAAGUGGACUACAAGCAGGUAACAGGUCAGGACUACAAGACUGGAUGUCCACCCUCAGAAUGCGUUGUUUCACAAGACAACGGGCCAGCUGCAGAUGGGGAGGACAUGGUCGACCCCUGGAACGUCUCCACCACCAACGCCAAAGGAGUGGACUACGACAAGCUGAUAGUGAGGUUUGGCAGUAGCAAGAUUGACCAAGAGCUGGUGGACAGAAUAGAGAGAGUCUCGGGACAGAAGGCACACCGGUUUUUACGCAGAGGAAUCUUCUUCUCUCACAGAGAUAUGCACCAGGUUCUGGAUGCGUAUGAGAAGAACAAGUCUUUCUACCUCUACACGGGCAGAGGACCCUCCUCAGAUGCCUUGCACAUGGGCCACCUCAUCCCUUUCAUCUUUACAAAAUGGCUGCAGGACACGUUUGACAUCCCGCUGGUGAUCCAGCUGACGGAUGAUGAGAAGUACCUGUGGAAGGACCUGUCCCUGGAGGACUGUCACCGUUACACUAUGGAGAACGCCAAGGACAUCAUCGCCUGCGGCUUCGACAUCAACAAGACCUUCAUCUUCUCUGAUCUGGACUACAUGGGGGCGUCCCCAGACUUCUACAGGAAUGUGGUGAAAGUUCAGAAGCAUGUGACUUUCAACCAGGUCAAAGGCAUUUUUGGAUUUGGCGACAGUGACUGUAUCGGAAAGAUUGCCUUCCCCGCCAUCCAGGCCGCUCCGUCGUUCAGUAGCUCUUUCCCUCAGAUCUUCAAGGGCAGAAAAGAUGUCCAGUGUCUCAUUCCCUGUGCCAUAGACCAGGACCCUUACUUCCGGAUGACCCGGGAUGUGGCCCCCAGGAUCGGCUACCCCAAGCCUGCCCUGUUGCACUCUACCUUCUUUCCAGCGCUGCAGGGGGCCCAGACCAAGAUGUCCGCCAGUGACGCCAACUCCUCCAUCUUCCUCACAGACACGCCCAAGCAGAUCAAAAAUAAGGUGAACAAGCACGCCUUCUCCGGGGGGAAAGACACGGUAGAGGAGCACAGGAAAUAUGGCGGCAACCCCGAUGUGGAUGUGUCCUUUAUGUACCUGACCUUCUUCCUGGAGGACGAUGAGCAGCUGGAGAAAAUCCGACAGGACUACGCCAGUGGAGCCCUGCUAACCGGUGAGCUGAAGAAGCGUCUGAUAGAGACCCUGCAGCCAAUGAUCACAUCCCAUCAAGAGAGACGCAAGCAGGUCACAGAAGAGACCGUCAAGCAGUUCAUGACCCCGAGACCUCUAAAUUAUAGUUUCUAGCCCGUGCGUAGCCAGUUUUAUUCAUGUGCUAAGUCCUGACACAAUGUUGGAGGUCGUCCUGGUUAAAACUCAGCAGGGGAGUGUUCAGCAGAGCACAACGUUGUGUAACGUUCAGAUAUAAAUGUUUUGUAGAAUAGAUGUGCCUCUGACAUGUAGAAUAAAGGAAUCGUUUCUAUUCUAUUCAUGACAUUUCUAUCUGCAACGUUCCACAACCUCCUACUGGAUGUGGCCCAGGUCUCAUCACAUGCGCCAUACUAGAAACAUGAAACUGAAAUGUGUCAAUGACAUAUCCCCAUGCUGAGCAGUUUGUGUCUAAUGAUUAACCAAUUAUGAUAUGGCUUCACAUCAAACUUACCAAGCAUUGACAAAGGAAGUCUUAUUUUGGUUUGUGCUAACAGCAAUACCAUUGGAUGAAUAAAAUAAUGUCUGUCUUGUGAAUCUUUAUUCAGUCAUUAAAUAUAUUUUAUUUUUUCACUUUA
Oncorhynchus masou masou (cherry salmon) is the source of this 2025-nucleotide messenger RNA. Its product is annotated as tryptophan--tRNA ligase, cytoplasmic-like. The transcript is spliced from 11 exons. Gene Ontology annotation, cellular component: cytoplasm. Gene Ontology annotation, molecular function: tryptophan-tRNA ligase activity; ATP binding. Gene Ontology annotation, biological process: tryptophanyl-tRNA aminoacylation. The record is from RefSeq and is a predicted model, not a curated record. NCBI's taxonomy places the organism in Eukaryota, Metazoa, Chordata, Actinopteri, Salmoniformes, Salmonidae. The coding region runs from base 125 to 1546 and encodes 473 amino acids.